UGACCACGUCCCCUUCUUUUCACUUCCUGUAAACAAAGCAGCAGCUGUGUGUUUGUCAGAUUCCUGUGUAUUCGCUCAUUUUCUACACUCUCCUGCGUUUGUCGACGAUGGCUCAAGCCGGAGUGGUCCUGGACAAGGACCAGUUCAACUGCUCGAUAUGUCUGGACGUGCUGAAGGACCCAGUGACCAUCCCCUGCGGACACAGCUACUGCUGGGACUGUAUCCAGAACUACUGGGACCAGGACGACUACCUGGGGAUCUUCGUGUGUCCGCAGUGCAGGCACAACUUCAACCCGAGGCCGGUGCUCGCCAGAAACACCAUGUUGGCCGACGUGGUGGAGAAAUUCAAAAAGACUGGACUCCAGGAGGCCACGGCGACGCCUGUGAGUCAAAGUUUCGCCGAGGCCGAUGACGUUGGGUGCGACGUCUGCACCGGGAGGAAAAACAAAGCUGUCAAGUCCUGUCUGGUGUGUCUGGCCUCCUACUGCGACCUCCACCUGCAGCCCCACUACGAGUCUGCUGCGUUCAAGAAACACAAGCUGGUGUCGGCCUCCAAAAAGCUCCAGGAGACGAUCUGUGGCCGACACGACAAGCUCCUGGAGGUGUACUGCCGCACCGACAAGCAGUGCAUCUGUUACCUGUGUCUGACUGAUGAACACAAAGGGCACGACACGGUGCUGGCUGAGGCAGAGAUACAGCAGAAGCAGAGGGAGCUUGGUGACAUGAAGCAGAGCUCUCAGCUGAGAAUCCAUCAAAGGGAAAAAGGAGUCCAGGAGAUCAAACAAGCCAUUUUCUCUCUCACUCGCUCUGCUCGGGCAGCAGCUGAGGAGAGUGACUCCGUCUUCACCGAACUGAUUCGGUUGAUCGAGCUGAAGCGUUUCGAGGUGAGAGAGCUCAUCAAAGCCCAGGAGAAGACAGCCGUCAGUCAGGCCGAGCAGCUGCUGGAGAGGAUCCAGAGAGAGAUCGCUGAGCUGAAGAAGAAGGAGGCUGAGCUGGACAAACUCUCCCACACUGAGGACCACGUCCAUUUCCUUCAGAGCUGUCAGUCUCUCCAGGCUCCACCCGUGCUGUCAACUCUGCCCUCGGUCACCUCUGACCCCAGUCUCACCUUCGGCCCAGUGAUGACAGCUGUGUCAGAUUUUAAAGGGCUGUUGCAGGAGGUCUGCCAGGGAGGAUUUGUCAGCAUCUACGAGAGAGUGAGAGAGAUAGAGAUUGUAGGCCCUCAAAAUCCUGCUGCACCUCUGGACACAACACAGCCGAAGCAAAGUGAUUCAGAUGUGCCAAUGCAAGCAACACUUGUCAACCCUCCACCUGGCCUGGACCAAAGUCCUGUGAACCCUUUCAACCCUUUCCUCUCACCAGGACCUGCCGUGCCCACCUUUUCCUUCUCACCAUUUGGGUCCAAACUCUCCUCAGGAUCCAGACAGAGGUACCUCCAGCGACGUGCUCACCCCCGGAGGAAAUAGACUCGUAGCGGACAUCAGAAUCAACAUUUCACAUGCACCUACAUGGGCUGAAUGUCGUUAUACCUCAGUGCUCUUCUCUCACAAAUCUGUACUGACACCUAUGGAUUGUAUAUUUAAUAAUUCAUCUUUUGGUAUUCAUUAUAACUGCUGUGUUUUCAGCGAUCAGUGAACCUCACUGAAGGAAGAGUGUAUCUACUGCUAGCUCACCUAGCACCACUGAGAUAGGUCAUGUUGUAGCUCAGCCGAGGGGGGCGCCAUUGAUGUUUACAUCUCAGUCGUUAGCAUGAGCCUCUUGUUCAUGAGUAGAUGCACACUUCCUUCUGCGUGGUGAUACAUUUGGCAGGUGUAGGUUGGUAGCAAGAAAAUAGUUCCUACAUGAAUCUGCUCACAACAAGGUCUGUGGAUUAUCUUGAGUAACCAGGUGUUGAUUUCUAGAAAGAGACACUGAUGUUGAGUUUUUCAAAUGUAUUUAUUAUUAUUAUUUUUAAUAUUAUUAUUAUUUUGGCGCUUUGAGCACCACAAUCCUUUAUAUUCGGGAGAAUGGCCACUAUCUCCAACACACACCAAAACAGUCUAGACUGAUAAAUAGCACUACAGGUAAGAGAAUGAAUAUAUAAUUUAGAUUACAGGGUGAACUGUCCCUUUAAGCAGCAUUAAGCAACACAUAGCUAGACUAACUCACUACAUCUAAUUUCAGUAUUUGAAAGAAAAUUGCCUCGAAACUUGGUCAAGUUUUACUUUGUCUUUUUUUUUAAACAAGGUUUUGCUUUUAUAAUUAUUUUUAAUUUUUAACUGAACCUACAAAACAAUCAUUUUGUUGCUUUACAGACGUGUAAUAAUAUAUCGUGAUUUGUGACACACAGGCAUUAAAAAAAUAAAUACACGUGUACAAACUA
Molecule: messenger RNA, 2362 nt
Organism: Epinephelus lanceolatus (giant grouper)
Lineage: Eukaryota; Metazoa; Chordata; Actinopteri; Perciformes; Serranidae
Product: E3 ubiquitin/ISG15 ligase TRIM25
Molecular function (GO): zinc ion binding
Source: RefSeq, a predicted model, not a curated record